CUAUGGCAUCCUUUAUCUUAACCUUCCAGUCAGGUGAUAGCAAGCUUCCACCAUUUCUUAUUUUCUGGAUUCUUAUUUGGACAUACAUAAAUUGAUUUGGACAUGGAUCCCAGCAGCAGUGCCCAGGAUGUGAUCAGAUGUGACCUUUGUGAGACAUCUUUAGUACAGAUGUACUGUGAUUUCUGUCAUGUCAACCUUUGUAAACCCUGUAUCGGAGAACACAUUGCUGAUGACUAUAACAAACAUCAAAUUGUUCCAUUUCAGCAAAGGAAAUCCACCUUAAUUUAUCCACAGUGCAAAACACAUGAAACAAAAAGAUGUGAAUUUCACUGUAAAGAAUGCAACACAUCUGUGUGUUCUUUAUGCAUUAUAACUGAUGCACAUAAGGGACAUACCAUUUCAACUCUUUUGGAUAUCUUUAAUUCAAAGAGAGAAAUCAUUGGGUAAGAUACUGAAGAGUAAGAACAAAUAAUUUCUCCCACCUAUGAAGAAAUUGCCAUUGAUAUAGAAACUCAGAUUGCUAAUCUGGAUGGAGAAUAUGGAAAACUUUCAACAGCUGUAACAAAACAUGGAGAAGAAUGGCACAAAGAAAUUGACAUCAUUGUCAACAAACUGACAACAGAAAUUGAGGAAGUAAAAAAUAAACAUCUAAGCAUUCUGAAGAAACAUUUUGAUGAAAUUAAACAGAUUAUAAAUCAAAUUGAGCAAACUUUGCUUCAGUUAAAAAGAAUAGAUGAAUCAAAUGAAGUGCCUUUGACAAUGGAAUACAGUUCUAAAAGCGAAGCAUUAAGCAAACUUCCGCCUAAAGUGAAGAUAUCACUGCCUGUGUUCAGUCGAAAGGCUAAAGAUACAGAACAUCUUUAUACAUUGUUUGGAUCUUUAUCACAAUUAUCAACCAAAACAGAAGAAAAUGGUUACAAACUGAAGAAAGCAGAGAUAUCAUCCAGAGAACUGCUGGAACCAGAACUUAUAACAACAAUAAUUUCUGGGUAUGAAAAACUCCGUAGUGUUGCCUGUCGUAGUGAAGAAGAAAUUUGGACAAGUGGAUUUGUCGAUGAUAUGAAAUGCUUCAACAUUCAAAGCUCACUUAUAAAGACAAUCAAAACAAAAACAGGGAAAAGUCCAAAUGAUAUAGCAGUGACAGGUAAUGGGGAUCUAGUGUACUCUGAAUGGGAAACAAAGACUGUGAAUAAAGUGAAGAAUGGACAGACAGAGGAGAUGAUCAGACUACAGGACUGGACACCUCUUAAUCUCUGUGUCACCUCCUCUGGUGAUCUCCUGGUUACCAUGUACAGUGAUGAUAAAACACAAUCUAAAGUUGUCCGUUACUCGGGCCCCAAAGAGAAACAAACAAUACAGUUUGAUGAGGAGGGUAAACCUCUGUAUUCAGGAAAUAGCAAAAUUAAAUACAUCAGUGAGAACAGAAACCUCCGAUUUAGAUACACUGGUCAUCCUUCUGCUACAAAGAAUGAACCAUUUAAACCCUGGGGCAUCACAACAGACAGCCAGAGUCAGAUCCUAACAGCAGACUACCAUAACCAUUGUAUCCACAUCCUAGACCAGGAUGGACAGUUCCUCCGUUAUAUAGAUAACUGUGAUCUGAAGAUACCAUAUGGUUUAUGUGUGGACAAAAAUAACUAUAUGGACAUGGAUCCCAGCAGUAGUGCCCAGGAUGUGAUCAGAUGUGACCUUUGUGAGACAGCUAUAAUUGCUAAUCUGGAUGAAGAAUAUGGAAACCUUUCAACAGCUGUAACAAAACAUGGAGAAGAAUGGCACAAAGAAAUUGACAACAUUGUCAACAAACUGACAACAGAAAUUGAGGAAGUAAAAAAUAAACAUCUAAGCAUUCUGAAGAAACAUUUAGAUGAAAUUAAAAGGAUUAUAAAUCAAAUUGAGCAAACUUUCCUUCAGUUAAAUAGAAUAGAUGAAUCAAAUGAAGUGUCCAUGACUAUGGAAUACAGUUCUAAAAUCGGAGAAUUAAGCAAACUUCUGCCCAAAGUUAAGAUAUCACUGCCUGUGUUCAGUCCAAAGGCUAAAGAUACAGAACAUCUUUAUACAUUGUUUGGAUCUUUAACAGAAUUAACUACGAAAACAGAAGAAAAUGGUUACAAACUGAAGAAACCAGAGACAACAACCAGAGAACUGCUUGAAGAACCAGUACUUAUAACUACUAUAAAUACAGGGGAUGGAAACCUCCGUAGUGUUGCCUGUCUUAGUGAAGAAGAAAUUUGGACAAGUGGAUCUGUCGAUGAUAUGAAAUGCUUCAACAUUCAAAGCUCACUCAUAAAGACAAUCAAAACAAAAUCAGGGAAAUGGCCAGUUGACAUAGCAGUGACAGGUGAUGGGGAUCUAGUGUACUCUGACUGGGAAACAAGGACUGUGAAUAAAGUGAAGAAUGGACAGAGAGAGAUGAUCAGACUACAGGGCUGGGUACCUAUACAAAUCUGUGUCACCUCCUCUGGUGAUCUCCUGGUUACCAUGUUCAGUGAUAAUAAAACACAAUCCAAAGUUGUCCGUUACUCAGGCUCCACAGAGAAACAAACAAUCCAGUUUCAUGAGCAGGGUAAACCUCUGUAUUCAGGAAAUGACAAAAUUAAGUACAUUAGUGAGAACAGAAACCUGGAUAUCUGUGUGGCUGACUGUGUAGCUGGUGCUAUAGUGGUGGUCAAUCAAGCGGGAAAACUCCGAUUUAGAUACACUGGUCAUCCUUCUCCUACAAAGAACAAACCAUUUAUACCUUAUGGCAUCACAACAGACAGCCAGAGUCAGAUUUUGACAGCAGACUGUGGUAACCACUGUAUCCACAUCCUAGACCAGGACGGACAGUUCCUCCGUUAUAUAGAUAACUGUGAUCUGAAGGGAGCAUUUGGUUUAUGUGGGGACAAAAAAGACAACUUGUUUGUUGCUGAGUGGAGUGGAAAGCUUAAGAAAAUUAAAUAUCUUAGAUAGACAUGUAUUUAAGGAAUCACUGUCCAGUUAGGAGACUAUGCCAGGGCUUUGCCCGUUAUGCAAAUUAUCCCAUGUAUCCAACUAUUGUUGAUGUCCCUAGCAUACUGUCCUAACUAGACAGUGAUUCCUUAUAUUUCCAUUUUUACUUGAAAUAACAAUCUGAAAAUAAAUCGAAAUACCGUCUAAUUUAGUAGAUUUGAAAUGCACGAGGCCCCGUGACGUCAAAUUUUACUAUAAAGAAAUAGUCCCAUAAAAACAUGGAACAAAUUUAUUGAUUAUUUAUUGUUUUUUUCCCACAAAACACUGCCCACAAAGAUACUUUUUUGAAGUAUUUGACCUCCAAGUCAACAUUGACAUAUGUCAAGCACAUACAAAUAGUAAAUGACCUUGGUCAACCAUGAGUUAAAAUAUCUAGUCACAACGUCAGGACCUCGAGUUAAUUUCAAUAUGAUCCUGUUGGACAAACGACACUAUGUGAACUGAGUCAUGACCACAGGUAUAACAAGAGUAGUCCUUGAAACUUCAAAAUCAAAACUCAAAUAAGUAAAUUAACUUCCAAUCACUCAGUCCGAGACAUGACAAAACUAAAACAUUUCAUGUCAAUCCAUUUUUAUUUGUAAU
Molecule: messenger RNA, 3570 nt
Organism: Saccostrea cuccullata (small rock oyster)
Lineage: Eukaryota; Metazoa; Mollusca; Bivalvia; Ostreida; Ostreidae
Exons: 4
Biological process (GO): proteasome-mediated ubiquitin-dependent protein catabolic process; negative regulation of translation; protein polyubiquitination
Molecular function (GO): zinc ion binding; ubiquitin protein ligase activity; translation repressor activity
Source: RefSeq, a predicted model, not a curated record